Molecule: messenger RNA, 1065 nt
Organism: Diorhabda sublineata
Lineage: Eukaryota; Metazoa; Arthropoda; Insecta; Coleoptera; Chrysomelidae
Product: transcription factor ets-4-like
Exons: 8
Coding region: 1-1026 (341 amino acids)
Biological process (GO): cell differentiation; regulation of transcription by RNA polymerase II
Cellular component (GO): nucleus
Molecular function (GO): sequence-specific DNA binding; DNA-binding transcription factor activity, RNA polymerase II-specific
Source: RefSeq, a predicted model, not a curated record
AUGAGUCAAGACCACGAACUUUCGACCAAUUUCAACGAUCUAGGGAGAUUGGGAUGUUUUUUCGGAUCCCCAUUCGGCACAUGUUACCCCCAUCAUACUACGGAAAAUUAUAAAACAACGCCACCUAACGCCUCAUUCCCGACGGAUUGGAGGAACUCCUGGCAUCAAGAUGGAAGUAAUUGCGGUACAGACGAUAGUGAAUCAUAUAAUAAUGAUUCAGAAUUUCACACAAACACGGAAAACGGUUUAAAAUCGGAAUUAAAUACAACUGAGAUUCAUGGAAAAUCUCCUAAUUACGGUCCUGUUUCGUAUACACAUUUCGACGGCGUCUAUACGAAUGGUUACCAUAAUACCGGCUGUAUUUAUUCUAAUAAUUUAUGCAAUAAAAUAUCCCAUACUAAAAUUAAUACUCCAGGUGAUAAUAAUAACGUAAAUCAAAAUGAUUUAAUCAUCAAACAAGAACCCACAGACAGAGAAUAUAAAGAUUAUUCUGAAAAACCUUUAGAAAAACUAAAAAAUACUAAAAGUAGUAACGUUUCUAAUUCGAACGGGAGAAGAGGUUCUUUACAAUUAUGGCAAUUUUUGGUUGCAUUAUUAGAUGCCCCGGACGCCAGCGCGGGUUGUAUCGCUUGGACAGGAAAAGGAAUGGAAUUUAAACUAAUAGAACCCGAAGAAGUAGCACGACGUUGGGGUGCUCAAAAAAACCGCCCCGCCAUGAAUUACGAUAAACUCAGCCGAUCUUUGAGAUACUACUACGAAAAAGGAAUAAUGCAAAAAGUAGCAGGCGAAAGGUACGUCUAUAAAUUUGUUUGCGACCCGGAAGCUCUCUUCAACAUGGCGUACGGAGGACACUCAGAAAACACCAUAAAAUACCAAUCGAGCGUAAAAACUGAAAACGGUAACAUUAAAACCGAAACGCAACAUCAUCUCGCUUAUACUGAAAUGAUUAAUUUCUACAAUUGCGGUAUAGCACAUUCUUAUCAACAUUUACAUCCGUAUUUACAAGAAAAUAAACUUUUUAAUUAAAUUGAUUUCAGUGUAAAAUACCCUUUACAUUACCGUUAA